AUGCUCCCGAAUUCUAGUGUGCUCCUACCAUGUAGAAGUGUGAGUGCAACAACCAUGGAAAGCAGCUGGGGUGUUGGUGGCGUCGUUUGCCAUCUCCAGUGCGAGAUCAGCUCCGUCGAGGUCACGGGACUCGGCUGCACCGGUGGUGGCGCACGAGCACUCUUCCUCCGGUGCCACGUUCCCGCGGGCGGCGGCAGGACGAUCCAGAUCGACAGCCAAAGCUCCGAGGCCGAGCGCCGCGCCGGCGACCGAGCCACAUCGACCGACGUGGUCUCGUGGCGCGACGUGGCGUCGCUGGCGUGCGACGGCUCGCCGGCGUGCGUGCGGGAGCUCGCGGACACGAGGAGCGUGGUGUUCGAGGUGCGGAGGAGGCAGAAGAAGAUCAUGGGGCGCGCCGGGUCGUCGGAGCUGCUUGGCCGCGCCGAGGUUGCAUGGAGGGACGUGGGUGACCCCGCGGUGGAGCGGCGAGCCGCGCUUGCCGUGUCCGGCCGGAGCAAAGGCGGGACAGCCCGGAACGAUCCCGCGCCGGUGAUGUCGGUGAGGAUGAGCGUGCGCGUGUUGGAGACGGCUGCGCCCGUCCGCCGGACCUGCGUGGACUCGCAGCGGGAGACUUAUGGCUGUGAGUGGAGCGCCGGAGGGAGCGACGAUGCGUACGGAGUGGCUGCGUGCGGCAUAGCAGAUGACGCGGGCGAGUAG
This is a messenger RNA of Triticum turgidum subsp. durum (durum wheat), 696 nucleotides long. The record is from the annotation of a GenBank genome assembly. NCBI's taxonomy places the organism in Eukaryota, Viridiplantae, Streptophyta, Magnoliopsida, Poales, Poaceae.